AUGUCCGAAAAGCCUCUUUUCCAGUUGAGGAAAGAGCUGAACGACUCAAGCGAUACAACGACCGAUGCCAACAUAACACAAUCUUUCGCGGAACACUUUGAGAGUUUUAGCCACGCAGAUACAAGCUUAUCCACUGAUUUUUCUAAUAAAAUCGUGCUCACCGAAAAUGCCAAAUACACGGUUGCCAAACUACCUGCUAGCAUCCCUCGCCAAUUGCAAGGUGAAAGUGACGUGGACGGGUAUAUAGAUGGCCUUUCUCAAAGGGCCGUUGCAAACAACGCAGACACUUUGUAUGUCUGGGAUUAUGCCUCAGCACAGCUUAAUCCAAUUGUGAAUAGCAUUCCGCUUCAUGAGGGACAUGUAUCUUUGAGCUGCGUCCCAAAGGCGAUCAUAACGUGGCCCCCGGCACUGGACGACGACUUAGGCAAUGAUAAGGUCAAUGCAAGCACACCCACCAGCAAGACGACUCUUUCAACGGGUACCUCGAAUCAUUCUACAGCAAAUAGCUGUGGUAUCUGUAUCAUAAAUCGGAAGUCGGGUUUGGUGCAGUUUUAUGAAGAUAUUGAAACUAUUAACAAACUCUCUUCCCGGAUCUCUAAAACCAAAUGCCACGAACUCUCACUGGGGCUGAAAGAUUCCGAAUAUGUGACUGACGUCGUAAAUACAGAGCCUGCUGGCAUUCUUGUAUCUACUACUAGCGGCAGGCUUUUGUUUGUCACAAUUCGUGAUUUCAUGGGUAAGCCCUGCCUCAGGGUGAAAGCUCAAUUGCUCAAGUCUCAUUUUGGCUUCUUUUCCAUGUUAAACAAACAUAAAAGUGUUGUCUCUAUUAAACCAGGGCCUGUAUUAGGUAAAGGAGAGAGGUUGGUUUCAUUGUUGACAAACAAUGGUGACUUCCACUUAUGGAACUUAUCAGCUGUUGCUAAUACACACAAAAGAGCCGACUUCAACGUAUACGAUCAAAUCUUGGAAGCACUGAAAGAUCUAUAUCCCUGCGCUCACAAUUCAUUGGUCCUUCUAGACUCUCAUCCUUUAAGUGAAGAUAACGCGGCUCAUAUGAUAUUGUCCUCUAUUAAAGAUUUUGAUGGCUCCGUAUAUUAUAUCUUGACAACCAUAAAGCUCGAUGAAGGGGCCAAUGGUUUCGUGAUUUUCUCAACCUAUAGGUUGAAUACCUAUUCCACUUCAUUCGAUAAAUCGAAACCUCCCAGGCUUCUGAUUCCCAUUGAAAACAAAUCAAGCUCAAUUUCAGAUUCUCUCACUUCUGUAUACACAGUUUUUCAAAACGCCGUCGUUCUUACUCAAGUCAGUGCCAAGCUUGACCAGUCAUACCUAUUGAGACGGAAGUGGGAGGAUAUUAUAAGCUUCCGUCCGGACGCCAAUAUUGUAGGUUGUGGGAUGGAUUCCGGGUCAAUUUACCUAAUGAGCAAAACGAUGGGCGUCAUAAUGAUUACCGCCUCCCAAAAACCAAAUGAGCUACGGGAUAUCAGAUUUAUUAAGUCUCACAUCGAUCAGGCAGUCUACUUCUCUGGCUUAACGCAAACACCAAUCAAUUUCAAUCUUCCGUCCUGUAUAUCUUUGGGAAGAGAAGAAAUUGAGGAAGAUUUAAUCUCUUCAAGCGAGGAUAUUUUAUUGUCGAGAUCCAUCUACAUCCCACCAGCGCUGCAAUCUACCGAGAGGCACUUGGUUUUGAGGAUAGAGUUAUACAGAAAGCUUCUAGAGUUUACAAAGUCAAAUUUCUUCAACAAGAUUUCACCUGCUGUGAAAAUCCAGCUCAUCGAAGCAUUUGAAAUUUUGAACUGCUCAAAAGAGCUGUUAUCAUUUAUUCGGGGGUCUGAACAGCUCCACGGAAUUUGGCAAAGUGUCAUUACCUCUCUUAAAUUAAGUGACGAGGUUUUUUUCCAACAAAGUCUCAAUAUAUUUCCCAAGGCCCUGUCGCAUUUUCUGCAUGAAGCCUUAUCCCUGUCAAGGAUUUCUUCAGACACUAAUAUAUGGCCACUGUGUGCUGAACUCAUUAUAUCAUGUGUUUUGAAAAAUGCUUUACAAGACGGCGAGGAAUUUUACAGGUUUAACAUGUUCGAAAUGAGCAAGUUUGAGCUUGGCGAAUCGGCACCAUGGUACGUGCAGAACAGUUUAGCAAUAAUUGUGAACCAAUUUCUUCAAGGUUUGAGUGAUUAUGCCAGUUCGACUGGAACUAUGUCACAACAUGCUGACCAAGUUCUCUCCUUAGUGAAGAUUCUUUAUUACAUCUGCAAUCAAGCAUCAUUGUGGUCCCAACACUUACCUGGAAACAACGCCACCAAAUAUUGCAGUGAAGCUUUGGAGUUAUACGAAGAAAACAAACUCUCCUGGAAUAGAACACUAUGCUCUUUCGAUAAGAAAGUGGAAUCCCUAGAAAUUACUGAGUACUACGCAGACUUGCCGUCUCUAGCAGCAACGCUUGCCGCUAUGCCUCAUGACUCGUCUGCUGCUUUGUAUGAGCCAUAUUUUGAAAAGUUUGGAUACGCAUUUUCUGUGGAAGUAUUCGCUAACUUUAUAUCUUCUGGCAAUUUGAGGGCUUUAUAUGGGGGGUUCCCUUCACAGCACCGUAAUCUGGGCCAGUUCUUUGAUGAAAACCCGCAGUAUGGGAAGGUAGGCUGGAUGUAUGAAAUUUUUGACCAACAAUAUGAGAAAGCCUCGGAGGUCUUGACUGAAAUAACAAUGAAUGAGACUAAUCAAGACUACGAUUUGGCUACCGAUCAGACGAGGUUGAGCAUAGCAAAAUUAUGCGCCCUCGUGAAUGAUCAAGCGCCAAAUGUGGACAAACUGCAGAACAUUCAAACCAAACUGGAUGUUAUAGAUGGACAAAGAGAAUUAGCUUCAUUGUUGGAGCAAGGAGCUUCGCUUAUUAAAAGUGGAGAAACUCCAAAAAUUGUGCAGGACUUAUUCGAUCUCUUAAAAGCUAAGGUGACCUCGGGAAAAAGAUUGAGCAUAUCAGAGAUAAUAGAGAUGUUUACACUCCUUAAUGAGAAAGACGGAUUUUAUAAGGCAAUGAAAUUACUAAUCUUCAACAGAAAUAGCCUGGAAUUCGAGAAUUCCAAGUUCCUGGCUUCGAUGAUAUGGAGAAGGUGCGUUUUGCGCGACGACUGGAGGUCCCAGAUAAACAUUAUUGACACCGAGCUGUAUCAUACUCUGAAAAAGUGCUUUGAUGAAAAGUUGUUUGAGAAAGGAUCAAUAUUACCCAGCAUCUCUUUUCUCGUCGAUGAGACCAUUUUGACUCCACAAUACUUUGAAGCUGAGUAUGGCUUACUGGGGAUCGAUUUACAAGCACUCUUAAACCAUGCGCGGGAGGAAUGUUCUAAGAUUGACAGUUUGGGUUCAGGCUUCGAUAGCCGCUUUCAAUCCGUAAUUGCUGCUAGUAAUGAUAAUAGCGUGCAUACAUGUGUGAUAGAUUACGAAACGGGCCUCGUCGAGGAGGUAGGAGCAUAG
Lachancea dasiensis is the source of this 3462-nucleotide messenger RNA. The record is from the annotation of a GenBank genome assembly. Lineage: Eukaryota; Fungi; Ascomycota; Saccharomycetes; Saccharomycetales; Saccharomycetaceae.